UAUUAUGAAUUAAUCAUCUCAUAAGAGCUACUCAACCCGCUACUAUAUAAACACUCAUCUUGACGUUUAGUUUAGUAAAAUAACAACAAUGGCCCGACAACUUGUUAUUUUAUGCGUCUUGUUUGCUAUUGCAAGCGCCAAACACUUCGCCCCUCGCGAUUUGAUUGACGAAGCAACUCGUCAACUAGAGGAACUCAAACAAAUCGUCCAUGGCGACAUCCUCGUAGCCCACGACGAUCUCUCUGACGCCGCCAUGGCCUUUAACAUUUACGCAAACACAGUUCUGAAAGAAUCAAUCGUUUCUCUGCAAGAGGAAGCCGAAACAAUCCAUGCACAGUUGCAAACCAUCAAAGAUUUGGGACAUGCUGCAGGAAAAGACAUUUCCACUUGCACCAAAGGUCGCGAACCUCAUCUAUUGAGAUUGCCGGGACAUUACGCCGAAGCUAUAACCAACUGCACACGUGGCUUAAUGGGAGAGGCCGGUGCCCUUGCCAAAAACGCGAAAUACAUCGUUGAUAUUACCAUCAACCAAGUCCAUCAUCUUGAACACCAGUUGGCUAAUUGCAAGGGAGAAAUCUUGUGCAUUUCGCCACUGAUUACCGAAAUUGAAUUGGGAAAAAUUCGCCUACCCCAGAACAUUAAGACUGAAGUUCAGGCAACUCAGAGUGUUCUAACCACUUUGAAAAUUUCGUCACAGUCGUGCGGAAACGACCAUGUGGCUGAAUAUACCACAGAGGCCACCAGUAUUCUUGGAGAUAUCACGGCGUGUGUCAACAGGAUUAUUCCGUAGAUUUUGAAGUUUGUUCAAUCAUUUAAAUAAACAAUUAUUCGAAAAAAAAA
Tribolium castaneum (red flour beetle) is the source of this 840-nucleotide messenger RNA. RefSeq lists its product as uncharacterized. The record is from RefSeq and is a predicted model, not a curated record. The transcript is spliced from 2 exons. NCBI's taxonomy places the organism in Eukaryota, Metazoa, Arthropoda, Insecta, Coleoptera, Tenebrionidae. The coding region runs from base 89 to 790 and encodes 233 amino acids.